Molecule: messenger RNA, 1374 nt
Organism: Fraxinus pennsylvanica
Lineage: Eukaryota; Viridiplantae; Streptophyta; Magnoliopsida; Lamiales; Oleaceae
Source: the annotation of a GenBank genome assembly
AUGGAUGAUUUUCUGAUUAAGUUCUUCCCUAAAAUUCAUGAGAGAAAGCUUCAUGCAGCAGAAAAUAAUUAUUGUAAAUAUGAUGACCAAUUGCUACAGCUUUUUACAUCUUCCUUGUACCUAGCUGCCCUUGUAUCCAGCUUUGGCGCGUCGAAAGCGUGCAGUAUUUUAGGACGCAAGCCCACUAUUUUCAUGGCUUCAGCGUUUUUUAUUGCUGGUGCCGUGUUUAGUGCAGCUGCUGGGCAGAAAUGGGUGCUCAUUCUAGGUAGAAUUCUAUUUGGGAUUGGAGUAGGAUUCGGAAAUGAGGCUGUUCCUUUAUUUUUGACAGAAAUUGCACCUGCACAGCAUAGGGGGGCAGUAAACAUUCUGUUCCAACUCUUUGUAACCAUAGGAAUUCUAGUUGCUAACCUGGUGAACUAUGGAACAUCUAACAUGCAUCCCAAUGGAUGGAGAGUAUCACUAGGCCUGGCAGCAGUUCCUGCAUUCAUUUUACUUAUAGGUUCUUUGAUCAUAACCGAAACUCCACCUAGCCUUGUUGAACGUGGCAAAGAAACUCAAGGAAAAGCAGCACUUAAGAAGAUCAGGGGUGUUGACAACGUCGAUGCAGAAUUUCAGCAAAUCAUUCUAGCCUGCGAACAAGCCAAAAAAGUCCAGAAACCAUUCAAGAAACUCUUCAAACGCGAAAGCAUGCCCCCUCUAAUCAUUGCCAUUUCUCUGCAAGUCUUCCAGCAAUUCACCGGGAUUAAUGCCAUUAUGUUUUAUGCACCAGUCUUGUUUCAAACACUUGGAUUCAAGAGUGAUGCUUCGUUGUUGUCCUCGGUUAUCACAGGUUUAGUGAAUGUUGGAAGCACUUUUGUGUCAAUUUUCGCUGUUGAUAAGGCUGGAAGAAGGAAAUUACUUCUGCAAGCUUGCGUUCAAAUGUUAAUCUCCCAGCUUGCAAUUGGAUGGAUUUUACAUGUCCACUUGAAGGAAACAGGUUCACUCGACAAGACUCUUGCAGCCGUUGUGGUGGUACUAGUGUGCACAUUUGUAAUGUCGUUUGCAUGGUCAUGGGGUCCUCUUGGUUGGUUAAUUCCAAGUGAAACCUUCCCAAUGGAAACAAGAACAGCUGGAUUUGCCUUUGCAGUGAGCUCAAACAUGAUUUUCACUUUCAUCAUUGCUCAGGCAUUCCUGUCAAUGUUAUGCCACCUGCAAGCAUACAUUUUCUUCUUCUUCUCUGCUUGGAUUCUUGUAAUGGGGAUUUUUGUUGUAUUCCUAUUGCCGGAGACCAAGGGCGUCCCAAUCAACUCUAUGGUUGAAACAGUAUGGAAGCAGCAUCCAGUGUGGAAGAAAUUCUUCGAGGAUGAAGUUCCCAAGAGUCAUGAGAUGGCCUGA